AUGGCUGCAAACGGCGACGCCGCGAGAGCUUCUGCGCCUGUGGCCUAUAUCACCGGCGGUGCAAGCGGGAUGGGGUUGGCAGUUGCCCAAGAGCUGGCUGCUAAAGGCUGGAACUUGACAAUUGUCGACCUGAGCGAAAAAUCGAUAUCAUCCGUGGAAGCCGACUUUGACCGAAGUCGGACCACGUUUGUCAAGGCCGACGUAACAGACUACAACGCACAGGCGAAGGCCUUUGCUCAGACGUGGGACAAAUGGCACAGACUGGAUCUCGUGUUUGCGAACGCGGGCAUUGGUGAUAGAAUGAACUUUUUCGCGCCUGCCACAGAGUUUCUGCCAGACCUGCCAGGCGUGCCCGCGAAGCCGAAUGAGCUGGUGAUCGAUGUUUGCCUCAAUGCCAUGGUCUACAGUGCCUAUUUGGCUCUGCACUUCUUCCGGCAGAACCCUUCUAAGGCGGGCAAGAUAGUCUUCACGUCUUCCAUGUGUGGACUGUAUCCAGGAGACAGCAUCCCUCUGUACACGGCAGCAAAACACGGAAUUGUGGGCUUGACUCGCGCCCUGGCCAAGCGGUUGAAGAUCCUCGGCGAGCCCAUCACGGUGAACUGCAUCUGCCCGGGACUCGUCGACACGGGAUUGACACCGGUGCUGAUGUCUGUUGCUCCGCCUGAAUUCGUGACACCGAAGUCGACCAUUGUGCGAGCGGUCAUGGGAUUUGUUGAGGACGACUCUCUGACGGGUCAAGCAGCGGAAUGCAGCGUCGAUAAGAUCCAUUAUAGGAAGCAGCCUGAAUGGGGAGACGAGGGAUCAGAGUAUAUAAUGACGAACAAGCUCGAGGCUGCGCUGAAGGAGCGAGGCAUUCGAUGA
Fonsecaea multimorphosa CBS 102226 is the source of this 861-nucleotide messenger RNA. RefSeq lists its product as uncharacterized. Lineage: Eukaryota; Fungi; Ascomycota; Eurotiomycetes; Chaetothyriales; Herpotrichiellaceae. The record is from RefSeq and is a predicted model, not a curated record. Bases 1 to 861 code for a protein of 286 amino acids. The transcript is spliced from 2 exons. Gene Ontology annotation, molecular function: oxidoreductase activity, acting on the CH-OH group of donors, NAD or NADP as acceptor. Gene Ontology annotation, cellular component: cytoplasm.